ACAAACAGACCACGACCUCCAACCACUACUCAACCACAGCCACAAACAACAGCUAGACCACAACCUCCAACCACUACUCAACCACAGCCACAAACAACAGCUAGACCACAACCUCCAACCACUACUCAACCACAGCCACAAACAACAGCUAGACCACAACCUCCAACCACAAUGCAGCCACAACCACCAACCACAGUGCAACCUGACUCACAAACAACAAAUAGACCACAACCUCCAACCACUGCUCGACCUCUGACCACAAUGCAGCCACAACCUCCAACCACAACUACAACACAGCCACAAACAACAGCUAGACCACAACCUCCAACCACAACUACACCACAGCCACAAACAACAGCUAGACCACAACCUCCAACCACAACUACACCAAAGCCACAAACAACAACUACACCCCAACCUCCAACAACAGCUAGACCACAACCUCCAACUACUACUCAACCACAGCCACAAACAACAGCUAGACCACAACCUCCAACAACAGCUAGACCACAACCUCCAACCACUACUCAACCACAGCCACAAACAACAAACAGACCACAACCUCCAACCACUGCUCGACCUCUGACCACAAUGCAGCCACAACCACCAACCACAGUGCAACCUGACUCACAAACAACAAAUAGACCACAACCUCCAACCAAAACUACAUUACAACCACAAACAACUAGACCACAACCUCCAACUGAAACUCAGCCAAAGCCACAAACCACAGCCAGACCACAACCUCCAACUGAAACUCAGCCACAGCAACAAACAACAGCUAGACCACAACCUCCAACCACAGCUAGACCACAACCUCCAACCACAGCCAGACCACAACUUCCAACCACAACCACACCACAACUUCCAACCACAACCACACCACAACCACAAACAACAGCUAGACCUCAACUUCCAACAGUUACACCACAGUCCACAACAACAUUGGGACCAGAACUCCCAACAACAACUGGACCACAGCCCACAACAACAUCUAGACCAAAACUUACAACAACCAUUACACCACAUCAACCAACAGACGGACCUCAGUCUACAACUACAUCUACACCACAAUCUACAACAACAGCUAGACCACAACCAGCAACUACACCUGUACCAACACCCUCUUGCCCAGAGAAUAGCCAUUACACCACUUGUGUCCCUGCCUGCAGUCCAACCUGUACACUCCUGAAUGGCCCACUACACUGCAGUGACACUGAGAGUUGUGUGCCAGGAUGUGUAUGUGAUGAUGGCUUUUUGCAGAAAGAGCAUCGUUGUGUGCCUAUCCAAGAGUGUGGAUGUGUGGACAGAAACGGCAUCAAACAUCAGUUCAAUGAAGUGUGGUACACCAAUCACUGCAGUCAGAAAUGUCAAUGUGAGAAAGACAAUGGCAUGGGGAAGAUUGACUGUUACGACAAAGAUGAAUGCGACGGAAAUGCCGUCUGCCUCCAAAACGACAAGGGCAACUUUUACUGCAAGUCUACAGGCUUCAGUGAAUGCACUAUAAAGGGAGACCCUGAGUACAAAACCUUUGAUAAAAUGAAGCAUUACUUUGAGGGUGAGCACUCAUAUGUGCUGGUUCGUACCAACAACUUACCAAAUAACCAUCCAGAUGUCUACAUCGAGGGCAUCAAUACACACAGGGGACAUGAUGACAAUGAUAGUCAGCAUCAUGGUGACAGUAGCAGUGAAGAACACCACAGUCGCAGAGUCAAGGAUGAAGAUGAAGAUGACGAUGACGAUGACGAUGACGAUGAUCAUGAUCAUGAUCACAGCCAUGAUGCUGAUAGUGAAGAGCAUUACCAAAACCACAGAUUACGAGAGCUUAAGAUCAUAGUGUACAAUCACACUGUGGAGUUCAAGAAGAAUCGGAGGCUGGUUGUGGAUGGCAGGAGAACUAAUACUCCUGUCUCACCAACUGCUGGUCUACACAUCCGGAAGCAUUCUUCUCGCAUCUACCUGAAGACCGACUUUGGCCUCUCAGUGGAGUUUGAUAGACACAACAAAGCAGAGAUCAUUCUGCCAUACAUAUAUAAAAGCAAAGUGGGGGGUCUGUGUGGGAACUUUGACAGUCAAGGGUGGAAUGACUGGAUGAAGCCAGAUGGUACCAGAGCCAGGAGCGUUCAAGAGUUUGGAGAGAGCUGGAGAGUGUAAAUAUCAGAUGGAUGUAAGGAUGAGACCCAGUGGAAGUUUUGACCAAAUAGAAACAUUACUGCCAGUUUACAAGAAAAAUCUACAUUGAUAAUAUCUAUCCCCCUAGAGAAUAAGAACAGACAGAUUUAAUACUGAUUUCAGUUUUUCCUUAGACAACAAACCUAAGCUUCCAAACAUGACUUGCAUUAAACAUGACUAGUGGCACUGUUUUCCAGUUUUCUUUACCUCCAGCUUUUAGGGACAAUAACUUCUUCCUUUUUAUAAACAAAGUGUAUAAUAGUAAAAGGACUUCCCUACUGCACCUGUUUGUUUCUGAGAUUUUGCAUUGUUUCAAGAAUCUGAUGUCAAGCCUCCAUUUGAAAGCUUUCAAGUGUAUUUUUAAAAGUUACUCAUCCCUUUGAAAUCUUUCACUUUUUUCAAGAAAUCUUUGUAAUCUGUGACAAUGUAUCAAACCUUACUGUUUUUGUCAUUGCCAUGCAUACCACUUAUUCAAAAUUGAUGUUCUUACAGCUUUACAUGUAUUGUAUCUUACACAGUAGUGGACACCCUGAACACAGAAAAAAAAUGUACAAUACAGUGUGUUUAAAUAACCAGAAUGCAUAACUACACAUGGAUUAUUUAUCACUAUCUGAUACUCUUGAAAAGGGAUUAAAUGUGCAAUAAAUGAUUAUUCAGAAUGUUCUUUGCACUUGUUCAUAAUGUGUAUAAUAAAUGUGCUCUGUGGUUAAAUUUGUGUCGCCUUGUGUCUAGCCAUUUCGGUCU
Molecule: messenger RNA, 2916 nt
Organism: Xiphias gladius (swordfish)
Lineage: Eukaryota; Metazoa; Chordata; Actinopteri; Istiophoriformes; Xiphiidae
Product: zonadhesin-like
Exons: 6
Coding region: 172-2154 (660 amino acids)
Source: RefSeq, a predicted model, not a curated record